UCAGUGAGACUCAAACAGCACAACAACACUGAAGAUGGAGCAGACCGAAGUAAUGAAGCCAGAAACUCUGGAUGAUUUGAUCAAAAUUCUCCACAAGAUCUUUGAAAGUGACGAAGUCAAUGUAGAGGAGGUGCAGAACAUCAUGGAAUCGUAUGAAAGUAAACCUCAAGAGUGGAUGAAGUUUGCCAAAUUUGACCAGUACAGAUACACCAGGAAUCUUGUGGAUGAGGGAAAUGGAAAGUUCAACCUGAUGAUUUUGUGCUGGGGUGAAGGGCACGGCAGCAGCAUCCACGAUCACACAGACUCGCACUGCUUCCUGAAGCUCCUGCAGGGUCAGCUGAAGGAGACGCUUUUCGAAUGGCCUGACCGCAAGCAGCCCGGUGGCAUGGUGCAGAAAUCACAGCAAGUUCUGCUGGAGAACCAGUGUGCCUACAUUAACGACUCCAUCGGACUGCAUCGGGUGGAGAACGUGAGCCAUACGGAGACGGCCGUCAGCCUGCACCUCUACAGCCCGCCCUUCCAGACGUGCCAGACGUUUGACCAGCGCACCGGACAUCGCAACACCGUCAAGAUGACCUUCUGGAGCAAAUUCGGAGAUAGGACGCCCUACGAAACCACCAUUUCACAGGAGAACAACUGAGACGGCGGGAGCCACGACGACAUUUCCACAUUAAAUUGAAACCGCAGUGAUGUUUAUAACUCUUUUUAAGAUUUGCAAAGGACAGUGGGAAGAGGGUCUUGCCCGUAAUUCAAGUCUCUUAAUCGUGGCCUAGUUUAGCGCUGGCAAACGAGGCCGAAGGUCUGAAUAGACGCAUUAGUUGAGCUGCGUGUCAAUCUGCUCUUUGUUGUUGAGAAGAGGCUGUUCUCCCAGCAUUCCUGUGUGCCUGUGACCUGUGUAAUCACGCUUUUGUACGGUUACGGGACGAGAGCUGCGGGUUGAAGUGUGUAAUUUGUGAGAAGAAUCUGUUUAUGCGCUCGAAUGAAAGCGCUGUCCUCGAUCGGCCUCCGUCGACAACAUCCCGCUUCGGCAAAAAACGCAGCGCUCGUGUUUGAUCAUCGCCAGCCUCCCGUCUCCAUUUCCAGAUCAACAUUUGCAUCCAAGAGUUUAUUUGUAUCAAUCUAGCUGUCAGUAAUCGAUGUCUCGUGGAACAAAUACCGUCUCUGGAGCUUUUAUUUAAAAUGGACCUGAAUCUUAGCUGGAAAUUAGUUUUUGUCUUAACGUUGAAGUAAAUAAAGUGUUUCCCAAAUAUU
Labeo rohita (rohu) is the source of this 1251-nucleotide messenger RNA. It is a transcript of the gene cdo1, whose product is annotated as cysteine dioxygenase, type I. Lineage: Eukaryota; Metazoa; Chordata; Actinopteri; Cypriniformes; Cyprinidae. The record is from RefSeq and is a predicted model, not a curated record. Gene Ontology annotation, biological process: L-cysteine catabolic process. Bases 35 to 640 code for a protein of 201 amino acids. Gene Ontology annotation, molecular function: cysteine dioxygenase activity; ferrous iron binding. The transcript is spliced from 5 exons.